AUGAAACAAUCCAAUCUACUAGAUCAUAUACAACUUCCAGAUAUCACAUUAUCUUUGUUCGACGAAUCUAUAAUACUUACAUCCAAGAAAUCAUGCCUACUUUUAUAUCCGGAUAAGUCAUCAUUCUUGAAACAAGUUCUACCCCAAUUGGUAAAGCACAAGUCAACUACGUUGGUGAUUUCAUGUAUGGAUAAUGAUAUAAUUAGAAAGUGUUUUGAUCAUGUAAUCACCACUAAGACAUUUCCAGAAACAAUAAAAAUCCUUGAAGAUUUAUUCAAUUGCGAUACCCUGUCAAAAUACGUUCUGAAGUUCCUAGACGUCGAGAUCCAAUUUAUUGUCGUACACAAUAUAUCUGCAUUCUACUAUGAUUUAGAAGUUCUUGACAAGUAUAAUUAUAAGAAAUUGGGAUUUGUGACUUACAACCCAAACAUACCUCAUGAGUAUUAUUAUAACAGUUUGGGAUAUUUGUUAAAUAAAAUCUGUGCAAAAUAUAAAUGUUCUGGUAUUGUCACGUCUUACGAUUUAGAAUUCAAUUGUGGAGUCGUUGGUACUUAUUCAUACAAACCACAAGAUGACUUGCAGAUAUUUACUAAACUUCCUGUAUCGUUUAUCAAACUAUUUGACAUGGCAAUACAUCUCAACAGGUCCAAAGAGAUUGAUAUCAUCAAACAGACUUGA
Molecule: messenger RNA, 678 nt
Organism: Candida tropicalis MYA-3404
Lineage: Eukaryota; Fungi; Ascomycota; Pichiomycetes; Serinales; Debaryomycetaceae
Exons: 1
Coding region: 1-678 (225 amino acids)
Biological process (GO): recombinational repair
Cellular component (GO): nucleus; Shu complex
Source: RefSeq, a predicted model, not a curated record